This is a messenger RNA of Diatraea saccharalis (sugarcane borer), 456 nucleotides long. NCBI's taxonomy places the organism in Eukaryota, Metazoa, Arthropoda, Insecta, Lepidoptera, Crambidae. The record is from the annotation of a GenBank genome assembly.
AUGGCAGCCCUACCACGUAGAAUAAUCAAAGAGACUCAGCGACUAAUGCAAGAGCCUGUGCCAGGAAUAAGCGCAGUACCCAGUGAGACAAAUGCACGUUACUUCCAUGUAAUCGUCACCGGCCCAGAAGACUCUCCCUUUGAAGGAGGACUAUUUAAAUUAGAAUUAUUUCUACCAGAGGACUAUCCCAUGUCAGCGCCUAAGGUUAGGUUUAUAACGAAAAUAUACCAUCCGAAUAUAGAUCGGCUUGGUCGUAUAUGCUUGGAUAUACUGAAAGAUAAAUGGAGCCCGGCACUUCAAAUCCGCACGGUGCUGUUGUCUAUUCAAGCUUUAUUGUCGGCGCCGAAUCCCGACGAUCCCCUUGCAAACGACGUGGCUGAACUCUGGAAGGUUAACGAAGGCGAAGCAAUUAGAAACGCUAAGGAGUGGACACGAAGAUAUGCGAUGGACAACUGA